GCAGCCGGCCUCGACAUGACCAGGUUGGGCUACUGCGAUAAAUCCUUGUCGUACUACCAGAGGGCGAAGCACUUGACUGAUAGCUUGACGCUCGCCGAGAAGGCCCAGCUGCUCGGCAGCCUGAACAAGGGUGCCCCUCGUGUCGGUAUCCCGGAGUACAACUGGUGGUCCGAGGCCCUGCAUGGCGUCUCCAACGUCGGCGAUGGGUCGAAGUUUGGCAAGAUCGUGCCGGCUGCGACAAGCUUCCCAACUCCGAUCACCACCACCUCCUCCUUCAAUGAGUCCUUGUGGAAGGCCAUUGGCCAGGCUGUCUCCACAGAGGCAAGGGCUAUGAACAAUCUUGGGGUGGCAGGUCUCACAUUUUGGAGCCCUAACAUCAACGUGGUCAGGGAUCCAAGAUGGGGAAGAACACUAGAGACUCCUGGUGAAGAUCCCUACGUCGCCGGUCGCUAUGCUGUCAACUAUGUCAGGGGCUUGCAGGAUGUUGAGGGCCAAGAAACUGCCCAGGAUCCAAAUACCAGACCGCUCAAGGUUUCAGCUUGCUGCAAACACUAUGCUGCAUAUGAUCUCGACAAAUGGACCGAUAAGGGUAACAUGCUCAUCGAUCGGUUCCGUUUCAGUGCUAAUGCUACUGAACAAGAUAUGGUUGAGACGUUCCUUCGUCCUUUUGAGAUGUGCGUUAAGGAUGGUGAUGUUAGCAGUGUGAUGUGCUCGUAUAAUAAUAUUUGGGGCAUCCCAACAUGUGCUGAUGCAAGGCUUUUGAGAGGAACAAUCAGAGGGGACUGGAAUCUCCAUGGUUAUAUUGUUUCUGAUUGCGAUUCAAUCCAGACUAUAGUUGAGAGUCAGAAGUUCUUGGAUGACACUCCAUAUGAUGGAGUUGCUCAAGUCUUAAAAGCUGGGUUGGACAUGGAUUGCCAGUCCUACUAUCAAAAGUACCUUGAGUCGGCAUCAUUGCAGGGUUUGGUUAAAGAAAGUGAUAUGGACAGCGCCUUGAUUAAUGACUUCAUUGUUCUCAUGAGGCUUGGUUGGUUUGAUGGCCAACCUGCUUAUGACUCACUAAAUGCCAAAGAUAUUUGUUCCAAGGAGCAUCUUGAUUUGGCAGCAGAUGCAGCAAGGAAAGGGAUUGUCUUGCUCAAGAAUGUUAACAGUGCUUUGCCUCUAAGCACCGAUAAGCACAAGAAUAUUGCCAUCGUCGGCCCUCAUGCUAAUGCCACCUCGGUCAUGAUCGGAAAUUAUGCAGGUGUUCCAUGCAAGUUGGUCUCGCCCUUUGAUGGCCUAAAGGCGUAUGCCAAUGUUACGUACCAGAUGGGUUGUGCUGAUGUUUUAUGCAAGAAUGAGACAUUCAUCUUCCCUGCAGUCAGGGUUGCGAGGGAUGCCGAUGCUACGAUCAUCGCCAUAGGUCUUGAUCUGGAUGUCGAGAGCGAGGGCCUCGACCGUCUUGAUCUUGAUCUUCCUGGUUCCCAAAAUAUGCUCGUCCGGCAAGUAGCUCAAGCAUCAAAGGGCCCUGUUGUUCUUCUCAUCCUCUCAGCUGGAGGUGUGAAUGUUACUGAAUUCCACAAUUCUAAUGACAUUGAUGCCAUUGUCUGGGCUGGUUACCCUGGCGAACAAGGUGGUGCUGCCAUUGCAGAUGUUCUCUAUGGCAAACACAAUCCAGGAGGAAGGCUUCCAGUUACGUGGUACCCAGGUGACUAUGUUUCUCAGCUGCCCAUGACAUCAAUGAACCUUCGUCCCAUUGAUGAGCUUGACUACCCUGGAAGGACCUACAAGUUCUACAACGGCUCGACCAUCUACCAAUUUGGCUACGGUCUCAGCUACACUCAGUUCACGUAUGCCGUGACCUCAACUCAGAAGGGGUUGAGCAAGAAGCUGCAAUUCAACCAGCACUGCGUGCAGCUCAGUUACAACCACUCGGCAUACAUCCCGCCAUGCCACGGAGCUCGCAUCAGUGACCUCGCAUGCAACCAGGAGGAUAUCACCAUUGAUGUUUCUGUGACCAACACCGGGAAGGUCGACGGUACCGAAACCGUGAUCCUGUUCUCACGUCCACCGCAGGGUCUUGAUGAUGCUCCCAUCAAGCAGGUGAUUGGAUUCCAGAGCGUGUUCGUGGCCGCCGGCGCGACGGAGGUGGUGACCUUCAAGCUUAUUUCAUGCAACACUUUGAGCAUCGUCACCGGAUCAGCCUAUGUUGCUUUACCUGCAGGCCAGCACACCAUCGUCGUUGGCACUGGUGACAAUUCCAUAGAAUUCCCGUUCCAGGUCUCCAUAAAGAAGUAGGGGAGUUGUUGAUGGGGUUUGCUCCUGUUUUAGAUUGGUUCGGGUUAUUUUCAUUCAACAAUGGGUUGAAUGGCAGUCGUAAUAAGAAGAGAUUUGUGGGAGGAGAUUGAAACUGUUUUUUGCCUUUUAUCUUAUUUUGAGAUGGAUAAUUUUCUUUUCAUUCAGAGUAUUUUGCAAAUCUUUCAAGAGUAAUUGAUUGGUUCGUUUCUUAUCAUGCUAAUCUAUUUCUUUUUCUUUAAGACAAAACAAGUGGCAGGUUACUAAUGAACUUGACGUUUUAAUUACUAGUAAUAUGUAAAAACAGCAGUUCCAUAAUUCUUUGAACAUUUCUUUUUACCCUUACAUUGGCAUAAUCCUAUUAUCUGUAUCUUUCAAGAGUAGACUAGCUUAUUUUUUGCUGGAGUAGGACUAGGUUCUGUUUUGCUCCACAAUCUUUACAAGGAUCACCUAAUUUUCCAUGUCAAUGGCAAUGUCAAUUCAUGUAGUUAUCCUCUCUAAGGUCCUUUAAUAUGUAACUGUGCUUUUUGAGGAAACAUAUAUGUCCUGUUCUUAAAUUUUAUUAUCAUCAAGUAGUCUAAUUUCUGUAACAAAUGAACUUUUCGAUAAAACCAAGAAUUACACUCAUCCAUGGCCUCUGCAUUGCAUUCAUGCAAUCAUUCUGUCUUCUGCUUGCGAGGUUAAUCAAGGCUACCAACAACUAUAAGGGAAAUGUUAGCUAUAAUUAUAACUUGAUCCUAGCUAAUGAUCAUUUUGAUUAAAUUGUAUGUUGUAAAAUAUAUGGACCUUAAGCAAGUUAUAUUAGGCGUAGGAUUUAUUAGAUGGGUUGGUUUUAUUGCUUUUUAAUUAUAAUAUGAUAAUAAAUAAAA
Messenger RNA from Phoenix dactylifera (date palm), 3140 nucleotides. Its product is annotated as putative beta-D-xylosidase 2. Gene Ontology annotation, biological process: arabinan catabolic process; xylan catabolic process. Gene Ontology annotation, molecular function: xylan 1,4-beta-xylosidase activity; alpha-L-arabinofuranosidase activity. The record is from RefSeq and is a predicted model, not a curated record. NCBI's taxonomy places the organism in Eukaryota, Viridiplantae, Streptophyta, Magnoliopsida, Arecales, Arecaceae.